UUUACGCAUUCUUUUGUUAUAGAACAUAUAACGCCGCUAGGCAGAGUGGUGAAAUUUAAUGUUUUUAAGCCGAGUAGAUAAGUGCACUAAGGAAUUAUUCAUUCUCCACCUAUGAUUCUGUGAUUUAUGCAGGGAAAUUUGCAUAUACUUGCGGAGAACGAGCAAGUACUGUACAGUUAGUUGGUCCUAUCAUAGAGAUAUCGAGUAAACGUUUGAUAGACGAUGCAGUUUGAGAUGUUUUCCACGUUAUUGAUAUUGGCCGUCAGCACUGGUCAUUUAGCGCAUGCUUUAGAUUUCAAAGUUGUCGACUUAACCCAUGAACAGAAUCCAAGCACGAUAUACUGGCCGGGAAACCCGAAUUAUAACUUCACUAUCCUAUUCCGGAACCGGACUUCCAAAGGAUAUUGGUAUGAGUCAAAUACGUUUCAAACAGCGGAGCACGGAGGGACGCAUCUGGACUCGCCUGCACAUUUUGCCGAGGGGAAAAAAAGGCAGCAUCAGAUACCAAUGGAGAAGCUAGUAGGACCUGGAGUUAUUGUAAAUGUUAAGGCAAAGUCAGCCGAGAAUCCAGAUUACAGAGUUACCAUUGAUGAUCUACGAGCUUGGGAAUCCAAAUACAACAGACUUCCAAAAGGGGCAGUUAUAAUAAUGAACUCUGGAUGGUCUUUAAAGUAUCCAAACAAAACGCUUACGUUUGGAACUGAGACACCAGAUGAUGCCAGCACCUUCCAUUUUCCUGGCUGGCACGAGGACACGGUUAAUUGGUUGAUUAAAAAUAGAGAUGUUAAUGUUGUCGGUGUAGACACGCCCUCUACUGAUUACGCCCAAUCGACGACAUUUCCUGUACACGUGGCUCUCGGUGAAGCAGAUAUUCCAGGAGUUGAGAAUGUCGCAAACUUGGACGAAAUCCCAGAAAGUGGGUCUAUCAUCUAUGUUGCAGCUAUUAAACUGUACGACGGCAGUGGAGGUCCAACAAGAGUGUUUGCUACGAUGGUAGAAGAUGGUAUGACUGGCCGCUCAUCUAAAUUGCUACUGAGCAGUGUUCUAUAUAUAUUGUCGGCUAUAAUUGUGUUUUCAGUGGAGUAAACAGUUGCUAUAUUAAUAGGCAUUUAAUUGUGAAAAAUAUAUACGUGCAGAAGACAUCGUGCACAUUUCAGUAAGAAACAGAUCUGCGCGCUAAUUCGCAUAAGAGAAUCCUCGAAAUACUGUUUUCAUAGAAACUGUAUCUAAAUGUUUACUUUUGAAUACUCAGAUCACAUAGUUAAAGGAACGGUGUUAUAAGAUAUCGUCAUUGUAUAUAUCAUGUAUAUGAAAUUUGUCCGUGAUCAUUUUUUGCUAAAUGUUAUCAUAUGUUAGUGACAGUAUCGAUGUUAACAAAGCCUUCAUUUAACCAAUGUAUAUGUUUCUAAUUUAGUAAUUGAAUAUCAAUAUCAUAUAUGCAUGACUAGUUUUAUUAUUACUAACAAUUACGUUUGGUUAUUUUCGUACAUGCUAAUCCAACGGAUGAACCGGACGUGUAAUUUAUAUCUAGCAGAUGUAUUACUGUCAUAAAUAAAUAACAUGGUCAAUGUGUACUGAAUGUGGCAAGCUACUGUCAGUGAGCUAAACAUCUGCAUAAUAUCUUGAGAUCAGACUAGUGACCUCUUGUAUAGCAGAAGAUCGCCAUUUGACCAAAUAUCUCAGUUACUUUAAAAAAAAAAGAAUCGUCGAGAGAGGGACCAUUUUCCCCUUCUUGAGGAACAAUGUCCGCCGUUACAUAACUGAAAUACAGUUUAAAAAAAAACGGUGUAAAACCAAAUACUAAAUAUAUAUAUAUUAAAUAACGUA
Mercenaria mercenaria is the source of this 1827-nucleotide messenger RNA. Its product is annotated as isatin hydrolase-like. The record is from RefSeq and is a predicted model, not a curated record. Lineage: Eukaryota; Metazoa; Mollusca; Bivalvia; Venerida; Veneridae. The transcript has 4 exons. Bases 223 to 1086 code for a protein of 287 amino acids. Gene Ontology annotation, molecular function: arylformamidase activity.